Molecule: messenger RNA, 255 nt
Organism: Drosophila ananassae
Lineage: Eukaryota; Metazoa; Arthropoda; Insecta; Diptera; Drosophilidae
Exons: 1
Coding region: 38-184 (48 amino acids)
Source: RefSeq, a predicted model, not a curated record
CUCUGGACUUUCGAGAGCAAAUCGAAGAUCAGUGGAGAUGAUUGCCACCACAGUGUGUUUCUACCUGGUGCUGCUGGCCCUAAUCAUGAUGUUCAUGGCCCCCUCCGUCGAUGGCUGCUUCGUACUGCUGGCCUGCCUGCUGAAGUCCCCGCUGUGCCCCUUCAACACCACCUCAUCAGGAUGAUGUUCAAUGAUGGCGAAGUAUCGUAGUUAAGCUCCCUUUCCACACCGAAUAAAAUAGUGUUUCAACCAAAA